Cladocopium goreaui is the source of this 1779-nucleotide messenger RNA. The record is from the annotation of a GenBank genome assembly. NCBI's taxonomy places the organism in Eukaryota, Dinophyceae, Suessiales, Symbiodiniaceae.
AUGUGCUAUAUACCCUGCCAUCUCCAGGAGCCCCAAGAGUCCCAGUGCAUCGACAUCGACGACGAAGAGGUGGACAGACCUGCCCUUCCUGAUGCCGCAGAGUCUCUAGGCCCUGAUGUCUUCGAGAUAGGUGAUGAUGAGGAUGAUAGCCAAGGCGUUUUGCCCCCGAAUGACAACCAUGAGAAACCUUCCUUGAAGAACAACCUUCAUGAAGCAACCCUGCGACCUGAUAACCAUGAAGUGGUUGAGGACAUGUGGUUGGUAUACCGUGCAGCUCUAGAUGCAUGCAUGGAAGCCGGAUUCUCACAGGAUCAAUCCAUGCACGCCUUGAAAGACACUGACGGUGAUUUGAAUCAGGCCCUGACAAAGUUGUAUGAUACCCAGUUCAAGGCUGAGGAAAAAUACCGUGAAGACUUGAUUCGGCAGGCUUUGGACAUAGAGAUGGCCUCUUGCUCGGACAGCCAGGUUGACUUUAGCCAGUGGGCAACAGAAGAACUCAAGGCCAUGAUUGAUGAGGCCGCUUCCAGGCCAACAAUUGACUCGAUGCAGACUGUUCCAAUGGAAAUUGGUUUGGAUGACCCUCCCAGCCAAGCUCAUCCCCAGGGUGGGUUUGUUCUUGAUGAGGACUUCUUGGCUGACGUUGCAGUUUCCCCCGGCGCCUUAGGUGCUGAGACCGUUAGCUUAGGUGAUUCCCGACCUGAGGAGCCUCCUUCUGAUGGACAGGAUCAAGGUCAUGACGAAGCUUGUGAGACAGUGGCUGACAGUGUGAGUGUGGGUUCCCCAUCGCUUUGUUCCUCCCCAGAGCCGUGCAACAAAGACCCGCCCUUGCAUGAAGAUGACACAAAGACACCAGAGCAAGAAUCUACUCAGGAGACCAACAAUUUCUCAACCAUUUGUGUCCGUGGCAAGACCAAGCCUGGAACUGCAGGGCAGCUUCUGCAGGCAAAGGCCAAGGUGAAAGCUGCGGUGGCGAAGCCUGGUGAAAUUUACCCUGAUCUUCCACCAUUUCUCGAUGAGAUGAAUGGCGAGCUUGCGGAGAUUGAACCGCCUGUUUGUGCUGAGCAGGGCCAGCAGCGGGGGAGGAAACCCAAGAAGUCAAGCAAGAAGUCAAAGAAGGGUGCCAGAAAGGGGAAGGGAAAACCCAAAAGGGGAACCAAGGACAAUAAAAAGGCACGUACCAAGGGAACUGGUAAGAAACUCCAGAAAAUUGCCAAGGCAGCCAAGAAAGCCAGGAAAGCCGAGGCAGCCACUGAAUCCCCGGGAGAGAAGGUGGAAAACAACGGUGUUGAGCCCAUCGAGGAUGGUGCAGGGGGUGAGUGUGCUCCCAGUGGCUCUUCCGGUUCCCGUUCAAAACGUCGCGGCGACCCCUCGAAUUCCCCACAUGACGAUGUUGAGUUCACAAUUCCAGAGAAUUGUGUGGCACCCCCGGAGGGAAUCAAAUCCAAUUUGGUUUACUCAAAGGCAUACGUCAUCAAAAAGAACCUUGGGGGAGAUACUGAUGAAUGCCGAUUGGCUGGACGACAUGCGUCAUGGCUCUUGCGAGAGAAAAAUUUGGUUUCACCAUCGCUGUCUGGGCCUCCCAUCUACACGCCCAAGCCCCGAAAAGCUAAGGAUGCUAAGGAACAUGAAAGUGAGGAUCUUGACACCAGUGAGGUUUCUGUCAAGCCUCGCAAGACAUCCAAGAAGAAGAAGCUCUCCAUUGACGGGGACAAGAAGGGCGACACCAUCGAGAUCGACGGGGAGGGUGGCAACUCUGGCGGCAUGGCCGUUGAAUCGUGA